This is a messenger RNA of Struthio camelus australis, 1491 nucleotides long. NCBI's taxonomy places the organism in Eukaryota, Metazoa, Chordata, Aves, Struthioniformes, Struthionidae. The record is from RefSeq and is a predicted model, not a curated record.
CACAGGGUCCCCCGAGGAGGUGGAUGCACGAGUCAGCAUCCCUGAUGCUCCCCCUCGCUCCGGCCCCUUCCCCCGGCAGGAUGUACCGCAAGGAGAAGAGCAUCCAGCUGAAGAGCAGCAGCUCAGCGCUGUACAACAACCUGAGCGUGCUGCCCCUGCCCGACAAGCAGCUCGCCUACUUCACCGCCGUGCAUGGCACCACCGUGAACAUGGUCAGUGCCUCCGGCGACGGGCUCAGCUUCUCUCACCGCCAGCUCCAGGUGAAGGAGGGGGCUGUGACCGUAGCACUGUUACUGAGUUGUCUUUCCUCCCAGGCUGCUUGGUGUGUCCUACCAUCUCGAGUUCUUCUGGUUCUGACUUCUCAGAAAGGUAUCCAGAUGUACGAGUCAGAUGGCUCCAUCAUGGUUUAUUGGCAUGCACUGGAUGUCAUGGAGCAUCUACCAGCACAAGCGGUGUUUGCUCGAGGGAUCGCAGCAGCUAGUGGACGCUUCAUCUGCGUAGGGACGUCCUCCGGGCUGGUGCUGGUGUUUGACAUCCCCCCCAAAGGGACAAACAUCACAGUGAGCGAGGUCCUGGAGGAGCACCACGAUGCCAUCACCGAUAUCACGGCAGAGCUGGGCUGGGCUCCGGAUGGGGCUGGUGACCUGGUGACCGCGGAUGACUCUGGGACCCUGUGCAUCUGGAGAUCUGGAGAAGAGUUCACCUUGCUCAACAAAAUCCCUGCUUUUGGCUGCACCUGCUCCUCUGUGAAGCUGUGGAACGGAGUCGUUGCUGCUGGCUAUGGAAACGGGCAAAUCCGGCUGUACGAGGCAGCGACUGGUGUCCUGCGGGCUGAGGUCAACGCUCACGCUCGCUGGAUCUACGCCUUGGACCUGGCGCCCCUGACGGGGAAGCUGCUGUCAGGGGCAGAGGACUCCUUUGUUCACAUCUGGAAGCUCAGCAAGAACCUGGACACCGGCGAUGUCGAGAUUGAGCACUGCCACUCGGAGUGUGUGACUGACACCCAGAUAUGCGGCGCCCGUUUCUGCGAUCCGGAGGGAAACUCCUUCGCCGUGACCGGCUACGACCUCGGCGAGAUCUUCCGCUACAGCCAGGUGUAGGCUCCGAGCUGUGGGGUCUGCCCCGGGCAGUGCAGGGGUUGCAGUGAGGGAGAGGUGGGCUGCGGCAGGCUUCCCUACCGCUUCCAUCGCUGUGUGGCGUGCCAGCACGCCCAGACCCCGUGCACUGAAGCGCUGUAAGCAAGGCGGUUUCAGCACGGACCCCCGACUCCUGCUGCAUGGGGCCCAGGCAGCUGCUGCAGCCCUGGCACAGUGAUGUACCCCAGUGGCGUGGAAAUCCGUGCAAGUGUGGAGCUAAGCUCAGAUCCCUGCCACUCCCCAAGUGAAGCCUGCCCUCAGCGUGGUGGGACCAUGCAUAGGGAACUUGGGCUUGGAGCCGUUAGGUCUAAACGGGACGCAGCCCUACCCCGUCCCAUGAGUUCCUAGGCCAAAA